AUGGUCAAGAACUCUUCAGUCGAGGAAGACUACCAGGAUGUGGUCGAGGCUGCCGCUCAGGUCUUCAUCAACUCCUUCCUGGCAAUGGACAACCCCGUACGACAAACACGCAUCGAGGCAAAGGAACUCAACCGCCAGUGGAAAAAUCUUAUCCAGGGACGGGAAGAAAUUGGACUGGAGGGCGACGACGAAUAUCUGGACGAAGUCAGCAUCAACAGGCAACGACUCUCCCUGCUGGCAGUCUACACUCGCCAGACCAGAUCGGCCUUCAAGAGAAUCACGAUCGCCGAUAUCCGCGACGCAAUCAAAGCCGAUAUCGUUUAUGGACCCGUCUCCCUGCCUGAGUUGCGCAUCGACGAAGCGGUUCAACUUGCACAGUACGUGGCGAACGACACGAAACGACUGGAUUCCCUCUACAACAACACCCUCAAGAAGAUCAUUGAACGUAUGAGAACCAAGGACAAGGCAAUCCCUCGCCCAGCUGAUAAGGAGGCACUGCUCGUGUUGCAGGCAAAGCACGACGACAUCGUUAAAGCUAUCUACAGGAAGGAGCCCAAGGACAAGUCUGUAGAUGAGUAUCGGGACGAGAUCUGGUUGCAAGAGGAGAGGGUUCAGGACAACGUCGCAGCACGACAGCUGCAGCAGGAAAUUUCGGAUGAGUGGGAUACCAUGAUAGCGGAGGAGGAGGAUGAGGAGGGGGGGCGCGUGAGGCAGUCUUCGAGGCCCAGUGCUUCUCAGAGAAGGAAAUUGCGCGAGGAGAAGGCUCAGGAUAAGGCCUCUGCACGAGAACCGCACCGGGAAGUAUCGGAGGAGUGGGAUACCGAGAUAGAGGAGGAGCCUCUCAAGAGACAGUCUUCUAGGGCGAGUACUGCUCAGAAGAAGACGAAGGACUUGCCGGAAGUGGGGGCUCGGCGUCAUGAAGUGAGGGAGAUGUCGGACAUUGACAUGGACAUGGAGGUGUCUUUCGAGAAGCAGCCCUCUAAGGCCAAUGCUAUUAAGAAGAAGGACUUGCCGGAAAAGAAGGUUCGGCGGCGUGAAUUAAAGGUGGGGUCGGACAGCGAGAUGGAGGAGUCUUUCGAGAGGAAGCCUUCUAAAGCCAGCAUCUCUCAGAAGAGGAGCAAGCAGCAACAACAACAGCGACAACAGCCUGUCCAUAACGAGGACGACAUGGAUAUUGAUGACAUUCAUCGGCCGCCUGCCACACUGUUACUGUCACAACAAUCGACCAAGGCAGGAACGUCAGGCAGUAGGCAAGUUGCAGUGCGGGAGAGCAGGCGGAUACCGGUGAUACAAGCCACCAAGCCCAGGACCAAGAAGAACAUGGAGCCAGAAUCACGGGAGCGCCACAAGGACGUGCCAGACUCUGAUCACAGUGACUUUGAGGUGGAAAAGCAGGAAGAGGUGGAAGAGGAAGACGAGGACGAAGAGGAUGAGCCAGUCAGGAAGAAGAAGAGGAAGGACAGCAAGGAGGCCAAAUCCAAGCGUAGACAGAGAACAAACGGUUCUCCUUCUUUUUCGAAUUCCGCAGACGAGGACGACGGCAACAACGGUAGCAACUCGGCAGAAGACUCGGAUCCAGGAACGAGGGCGAACGGUCGGAGGCGAUCGCGAAAGUGGACGUUGAAGGAGGUUCAAGUGUUGAUGGACUUGGUUCCCAUGUUCCAGUACGACGAGUCCGAGGUGAAGGUCAGGAAACGCACGAUCAAGUGGGCGGCACUCAAGAGAUACGACAUGGACAAUGGAUAUGUCCUCCGACACCGCAGCCAGGUUAUGCUCAAGGACAAGUACCGGGAACAGACCGAUCAGGGGAAGCAUCGUCAACAUGUCCGAGCACUCCGCCUGGCCCGCGAGGCCAUGAAAAAGCAGGCUGCCAAGGAGGCUGAGGGGGCGGGUGCGAAAAAGGCUGCGAGGGGGAGGAUUACCAGAGACCCUGAAUUGUCCGAGGACGUCUAUGAGGAGGACGACGACGACAACGAGAAUGCGUAA
Messenger RNA from Linnemannia hyalina, 1986 nucleotides. Lineage: Eukaryota; Fungi; Mortierellomycota; Mortierellomycetes; Mortierellales; Mortierellaceae. The record is from the annotation of a GenBank genome assembly.